Messenger RNA from Effrenium voratum, 1449 nucleotides. NCBI's taxonomy places the organism in Eukaryota, Dinophyceae, Suessiales, Symbiodiniaceae. The record is from the annotation of a GenBank genome assembly.
AUGGGUUUGUCUGUGGCGAGUUUGGGCUGCGCCUGCGUGGUGAAGCAGGCCAUGGACGAGAUGUUUGUGGAGCAGCUGGCUAUGCCCUUCGACUGGUUGGUCUCACGCGUGGAGGGCUUGCUCUACUUCUUCCGGCAUGGCUUUAGAGACUUCCUCCACUACGAUGACAGCCAGGUGGUGGGCGAGCACGGGUACACCUCCUUCCGCUCCGCCUACCACGCCUUUCCGCACCACGACAUGUCAUGCCUGAAGUCGCAGGAUGCCUUUGCGCGGCGCUGCGAGCGGCUGCUGGAGCUGGUGCGGUCGUCAGCGGAGCCGCAGGCGCGCCCGCUGCUGCUGGUGCGGGUGUGCGCCAGGUCGGAGGAGCUGGACCAGAGCGAGGAGCUGUACCACUUGCUGCGGCUCAUGGGCGGCCAAAAGCUCUUUCUGCUGGUGAUCAUCACGGAGCAGCCUCAGCAUUUGGGCGCGGUGCAGCACGUGAAGUACAGCAACCUCAUCUUCUACGUGUGCCAGCCCGGUGGGGCGGACUUGGUGGAUGCUGUGAGGUUCGGCAUGGACUACGUCUACGCCGCGGUGUCCUUUGGCGAGCACAGCCUGGACAGUGCGAAGCGAGUGGCGCGAGGGGUGUCGCCGGUGCCCUCGGGCAGCAUGUUGCGCCAGCUGAUGCGCCCGCACAGGCACUGGCUGAGCCGCGACCGGCGGGGGCUGUCGCCCACCUCGGACGUGGAGGGCUGCUUCGAAAACGGCCCGGACCAGUUCUUCCCCGGGCGCUUCCAUCGGAAAGGCUUCGAGGCGUCGCCCUACUACAGGCAGGUCGAGCUGAAUGGCGCCUUGGACCUCGAGGCCCUGCGGAAGUUGGACCUCAACGCCUGGGACCUCCGAGGGGAGACGCUGCUCUUCAAGGCCGCCCGGCUGUCCACUUCUGCCGCGGCCGUGGCGCAACUGCUGCUGGCUUCGGCGGACCCAGGCUGCCGGGACCUCAGCGGGCGCCUUGCCGUGUCUCCGUGCGGUACGGAUCUACUGCGGCUGGCGAGGGAGGAGUUGCAGCCUGGGGAGGCCCUGGCAGCGCUGGCGCAGGUGCCGGAGCCCUGGCGGCGCCAUCUCUGCGGGCGUCUGGGGCUGGUCACGGCGCCCGAGCUCUGGCGCCCGAGCGAUGGCCACGCAGGAGGCCCGCUGCGCCGCCAGCGCCGCGGUGCUCUUCGCAAACCCCACGGCGCAGGCUGCGGCGGCGCUGGGGCCCGCGGCCGUGGAGGCGCUGAAGCGGCUGCGGGACCAUGCGGCACGGCCGGCGGAGGAGACCGGCGGCAGCAGCUGCGGAAGUUGCUGCGGGAGUGGCACCCGGACAAGCACCUGGCCAGGAGCCUCGAGCUGCAGGAGCAGGCCAAUCAGAUUUUCUGCUUCAUCCAGAAGCUCCGGGAUGUUUUUCUUGGCCCUGAUGGCGACGGCUAG